CCAGCCAAUUUUAAGAAUUUAAUUUUUCAUGAUUUUGCCUUUGAUCCCUGAAAACCUCCAUUCCCCCUUCUCCAACUCUCCUGUGUCCCCGCUCUACCUGAAGGCCUUGGGGACCAGCAGCACCAGUGGCAGUAUUGAGCCAUACCUCUCUGGUAUCAAAACGGGAAUUUUCUCAGGCCGAGCGCCCUCUCAUGCAGCAGCGUUUGCCCCUGGCCUGAGGAAGUACCCCCAGGAGGGGGCAAUGCCCUCCCUGACAGCCUCCUCCAGCCAAGCGAAGGCCCUCCUGGCAAGCCUGUCUGCCUCUGGCCUGAGCGCAGAGGCUCUGCUUCUCUCCUCCACCCUGCGUCAUCGCCGCCUUCUACGUGAGCAGCGAGCCUCCUCCUUGCCCCUGCACAGCAGCCAGUCCACCCCGUCUACUCCCACUGCUACCUCCCCUUCCUCAUCCGCUUCGCCCACCACUCCGACUCUUUCACUGUCUCCCUCCUCUCCCACCUCUUUGAGCUCCCUCACCCCACCUUCUGGGGUUCUCAAGCCCAGCGGUUGUAACUCCAGCCUCAACAGCUGCAAGGAGGAUAACAACGAGCAUGUGAAAAAGGACCUUGCCCCUGGCAACUCUCAGUGAUGAACAGGAGGAAGACAUGGGAGAAUUCAAGCACCAUCACAUCAUGAACCAUUAAGAGAAAACAACUGCAUUAUGGAAAAUUCCAGCCUUUUUUUAGCCUCAUAUUUUCUUUUGGGACUUUUUGGCAUUUUCUUGUUUUUCCUCUCUAUUUUUGGCCUCAAUCCAGUAUGCAGAGUCCUCAAAUUUCCAUGGCAAGAACUGCCGUGCUGUAAAAAGGAGUCACAAUCAUCUUCUUGGACAAGUUUCCUACUCUGAUCUGGCUCCACAGUUCCUCUGCAGUUCUCCCACGCAGUCAUACUGCCAGCCUGCCAGAUAGAGAGCGCACAAACAGCCCUCCCCUCCUACCAGCUGCCUGCUGUAAGCUGAUGUGGUCUGGAUGGAUUAACUGACAGUAGCAGUCUCAUAUAAACCCUCACUCAGUGGGGUUGUUAGUGGAGUAGAGAUCAUUUCUAGACUGUGACUUUUAUCAUAGAAAAUAGAGCUGCAAUAAUCACCAAGUCAGUCCAGUAGUUGUGUGUGUUCAGGAUAAUGCUCUCACAUCACCUGGCAGAAUGUGUUCAGAAAAAAAGAAGAUCAAGGUGAUGAUUGUGGUUUCAAGCUGUUUUUUGUUAAAAGGGCAUUUGUGGCUUUUCCCGCAUCACCUGUGUUUUAAACUCUGAACUGGUGCUAUAUUUUCCCCCUCCGUUUGUACACACUGUGUAAAGAGUUUACAUGAUAGUCCUCACGCUCUGAUCUCUGACCUGCGCUUUGUUGCAAGUGUACAUUCCACUGUCUGACUUUACUUUCACAUCACACUGAAUAUUAAUAUGCAUACCUGCAGAACGAAAUCCUUGCAACGGAAAUUUGGAACAAUUUUAGUGAAUUUUCAGAUUAAAAACGACCGUGUAUUUACAAAAGCACAUUGUAGGGAGCAGCACAUUUAUAAAAGAACUGGGAGGUGCAGUUAAACAGACAAGAGGGAAGAAUGGUGAAUUGUAUAGCUAUGUUGAAUUCCUGUAUAUGUGUAUUAACUAGUUAAUUAUGACAAUCAGGAUGUUUUCUGCAGUAGCAUCUUACAGGUUGCUCUGGCAUUUUGGCACCUGACAUAACAAACCUUUCCAAAGACUCGAGCGCAUACACACAGUAAUGAGUAACACACACAUUCUGUCACACAGUCUGCACUUGUCAAGCCAAGCUGUUUGCAGAAAGCACAGACUCUACUUGUUGUUUGUUUCAGCAGAUCUUGUGUGAUGAUUCAGUUCUUAAGUCACAUCUGUUGCACCACUGAUAUUGAGCACUCUGGUAAAAUAUGCCACAUUGACCACAACAUGAUUUCACCCUUUAAAGGAAUCUGAUCUGCAAAGCGACGGAUCAAGUGGUUUCUUUUAAAGUUCAAAGUUACUCUGAUGGGAAGUAGCUUCAGAAAGUUUUCAGCCAUAUUUGCAGGUCUUAAUAUAAAGCAUAAUGCCUUCUUUGAACAAAAUGUAUCUUUCACUGCGGUGAAUCGCACUUCAACAUCUGUGACACAGUUUAAACUCUUGAAUAGUGUUUGAAAGAUAAAGGAAGUUAAUCAGCACAUAUUUAUAGACUUCAGACACAGCUUGACCUUUAAAGGGUCUGCGAUGAGAAUAUGAACACAUGAAGCAAGCACAGUUUUUCUCUCAAACACUUGACCCUUUCCUCUAAUUUUGACUUUGUGAAUCUAGUCAAUUAUGACAAGCACAAAGCGACAAAUGUUCCUUGAAGGAAGAAAAAAAUGCCUGCAUAUUUAAAAUACUGUAGAUUUCCAAUGUUACUGUUGGCUCAUUUGGUGUUAAUACCUGCAUGUUAAAACAUUUGUAAAUGUUAGGCCUUUGGUGCACCUCAGUGAUGGCAUCAGUAUUUAAAGCACAUCAAUGGCCUGUCAGCAAUUCCCUAAAUGUAAACCCUGCACAAGGAACCAUUCUGAAGCUCCCUGUCCUGUGUUUUUGCCUUAAGGCUGCCCUCUGGGGAGAUGAUGGGGUUGAAUGGACACUCAUAGACAAAAUGAUUUAAUUUUUUUUCCAAUGGUUCACAAGAAUGACCGCGUGAAAUCGAUUCUUUGUGGUCGUGAGAUUAAAACAUGUGCAAAAGGGGAUCGUGUCAAAGAGUAGGCAGCUCGAGGAGAGGGGAUUAGUUUGGGGACAUGUGUUUGAAGGCUUCUUUAAUAAGGCUGGCUUUGACUUGCCUUGUCUCCAUCGAGAGCACUUGUGAUAUAAAAGACCCAAAGAGAUGAGAAGACGGGUCUGACAGUCAGAGAGCUGUUACGAGGCUGCUCUCUCCCUGCCCCUCUCACUUUGCUUUGUCUCUGGUGUGGGGUUCUGUGAAAUAAAAACCACUCAGUUUGAGGUGAUCCACAGACAGAGUUUGAUAGGCGAGUUAACAGUGUGUGCAAUAUGUAAUUAGCACUCUUGCAUUUUUGCCAAGGCAGUGCUUGUUGCCUUUGUGAAACUCCUGCCUGUUUGUCUGCAAGGACCUGUUACCAUGUUUUUUCCCAGUGCCUCUAAGACUUUGUUCUUGCCGGAAUUCCCCAGUUGAUCUUGUAUUACAGUAUUAGAUCAGCAGCAAUGACAGAAUAACACUUUUACCCAAAGAAGAGGCUGCAAGGAUUGACUUGUUCCCAUUUUUUCGCAAAAAAAAAAAAGGAAAAGAAAGAAAACAGCACUUGAAAUACAGAGUGUAUCAGGUUGCAGUGGUGGCAUUUGACUAAACACUCCCCGAGUUCUAACAAUGUGAAACUGCAAGCUCACAGCACAGCGAAUUAAGCCUCACCCUGGGUGCUCUGUAGCUCUGCCAGGCAGGUUCAAGCCCUGGGUUUCAUAUUGAGUGAAGUCAAAUGAAAGAAAUUCACUUACUCAUGCUGUUCCACACUCAAAUCCAUAACUCUAAGAGUUAAAUUUGCUGCAUUUGCGUCUGCUGAGCGUUGGGGAGGAAGUAUUCACGCUUGGCUGCCUUCCCCAAGUAAAGUCGGAGAUGAAACCUCCCAGAAUUGCGUGACAGUGCUCUCUGGAAUGAUUUUUUUUUCUAAGACAAGUGUUAGUGGGCUGUGAUUUCAACAUGGCCGGAGGCUUAGAGGGCAUGUCGCAGACACUCACAGUGGAUGCCCCUGGCAAUCAGAAAAACUCAUGCAAACUUGAAAUCAAACAUAGAAGAAAUAUACAUAUAUAAAUAUAUCUAAGUGAGAUGUUUGUGUAUGAUAUUAUAAUUGUGAAGAAAAGUGUGAUAUAUAUAUAGGCCUAGAGUAAAUUAUAUACUGUAAAAUGUCAUCAUCUCUUCAGUUUUAUAUA
Molecule: messenger RNA, 3906 nt
Organism: Plectropomus leopardus (leopard coralgrouper)
Lineage: Eukaryota; Metazoa; Chordata; Actinopteri; Perciformes; Serranidae
Source: RefSeq, a predicted model, not a curated record